ACCUACGACCACUAAUCAACAAACCAGCCUUCUAGGCCGGAUGUGAACCCUCGCCUCAGGGAUCUGGAGUCGGACAGCUGCCCAGCUGACUCCUGCAACACGGUAGUAAACAGUGACGCCUUUUUGUCUGGUUUCAGGAGCAGAAGUUUCCAUCUUCCGGCUGCCUUGGGCAUCAGUUGUACCCAAAAUCCUGUGACUAGCGUCUGUGCCUGUGACCAAGAGAACCCCCGCAGAGGAACUUGGCAUUGUUCAGGUUCGAGACCUGACCUUCCUACUCCUUUCGGGAGAACAUCUUUGGUCCUACAGUUUUGCUGCACUGACGUUUUUCAAAGUGGUCUUAAGCCAUUUGUAUUUUAUAUAAAUAACUGGCCAGACUUCAUACUUUCCACUACAGAAGUCUACAACCUACAGCUGCCAGAGAUUUAAAUGUAUUACUUUUAGGAUAUCAUCUACAUUAAACCCAACGGCGGCUCUUCCUUUCUUACUCCAAAAUGUUGAGAUACUGGGGAGAGAUACCCAUGUCAUCAAGCCAGACCAACAGAAGUUCUUUUGACCUGCUCCCACGGGAGUUCCGGCUGGUGGAGGUUCAUGACCCACCCCUGCACCAGCCCUCAGCCAACAAGCCCAAGCCCCCCACCAUGUUGGACAUACCUUCAGAGCCAUGUAGCCUCACCAUCCACACCAUUCAGCUGAUCCAGCACAACCGGCGCCUUCGCAGCCUUAUCGCCACAGGUCAGGCCCAGAGUCAACAGCAGACAGAAGGUGUCAAAACUGAAGAAAGUGAACCUCUUCCCCCCUGCCCUGGGUCACCUCCUCUGCCUGAUGACCUUCUACCUUUAGAUUGUAAGAAUCCCAACGCACCAUUCCAGAUCCGGCACAGUGACCCAGAGAGUGACUUUUAUCGUGGAAAAGGGGAACCUGUGACUGAACUCAGCUGGCACUCCUGUCGGCAGCUCCUCUACCAGGCGGUGGCCACCAUCCUGGCCCAUGCAGGCUUUGAGGGUGCUAAUGAAAGUGUGCUGGAGACGCUUACUGACGUGGCGCAUGAGUAUUGCCUUAAGUUUACCAAGCUGCUGCGCUUUGCUGUGGACCGGGAGGCGCGGCUGGGACAGACUCCUUUCCCUGACGUUAUGGAGCAGGUGUUCCAUGAAGUGGGUAUUGGCAGUGUGCUCUCCCUCCAGAAGUUCUGGCAGCACCGCAUCAAGGACUAUCACAGUUACAUGUUGCAGCAGAUUAGUAAGCAACUCUCUGAAGAGUAUGAAAGGAUUGUCAACCCUGAGAAAGCCACGGAGGACACAAAACCUGUGAAGAUCAAGGAGGAACCAGUGAGCGACAUCACCUUUCCUGUUAGUGAAGACCUAGAGGCUGACCUCACUGCUGGAGACCAGUCCCUGCCCAUGGGCGUUCUCGGGGCUCAGAGCGAGCGCUUCCCUUCUAACCUGGAGGUGGAAGCCUCACCACAGGCUUCAAGUGCAGAGGUCAAUGCUUCUCCUCUUUGGAACCUGGCACAUGUGAAAAUGGAGCCUCAAGAGAGCGAAGAGGGCAAUGUGUCUGGGCAUGGAGUGCUGGGCAGUGACGUCUUCGAGGAGCCCAUGUCAGGCAUGAGUGAAGCUGGGCUCCCUCAGAGCCCUGACGACUCAGACAGCAGCUAUGGUUCCCACUCUACAGACAGCCUUAUGGGGUCCUCCCCUGUUUUCAACCAGCAUUGCAAGAAGAGGAUGAGAAAAAUAUAAAAGGAAAGGAGGACAUUUUCAGGCCAGACCUACAGCACCCACCAGAAAACCUUGGUGUGUCAAGAGUUUGUUUCUAUAAAUAGGGAUUUUAUUAUUAUUUUAUGUAUUUAGUACAGAGUCUACAGGGUCUUUCUACACAGA
Octodon degus (degu) is the source of this 1874-nucleotide messenger RNA. It is a transcript of the gene Supt7l, whose product is annotated as SPT7 like, STAGA complex gamma subunit. NCBI's taxonomy places the organism in Eukaryota, Metazoa, Chordata, Mammalia, Rodentia, Octodontidae. Gene Ontology annotation, cellular component: SAGA complex. The record is from RefSeq and is a predicted model, not a curated record. Bases 492 to 1733 code for a protein of 413 amino acids. Gene Ontology annotation, molecular function: protein heterodimerization activity; transcription coactivator activity. The transcript is spliced from 5 exons.